This is a messenger RNA of Pieris rapae (cabbage white), 1507 nucleotides long. RefSeq names its product glycine-rich cell wall structural protein-like. The record is from RefSeq and is a predicted model, not a curated record. The transcript is spliced from 3 exons. Lineage: Eukaryota; Metazoa; Arthropoda; Insecta; Lepidoptera; Pieridae. Bases 45 to 1373 code for a protein of 442 amino acids.
UGCUGUUUACAAAGUGCAUCUCACGAGGCGAGGAACCUCUCAUCAUGGCUUCCUACUACGCCUUUGCCUUUUUACUAGCGUGUAUUGGCCUCACCGCAGCGACAUUUGGAGGUCACGAACACGUCCAUAUCAGGGUACACAUACCAGACGAUCAUCAUUCAACGGAGCAUCACGAUGACCACGGCCAUGGAGGGUACGGUGGAGGCGGUGGAUUUGCCGAACAUCUUCACGGAGGCUUUGCUGACCACCUAAAAGGGGAGCACGAUCAUGGGGGAUUUGGUGGUGGUUUCGGCGGUGGACUUGGUGGUGAUUCUGGCCAUGGAUAUGAUCUUGGUGGUCAUGGAGGGGGCCACGGCGGUGGGUUCGGAGGUGGUCACGAUGUUGGAGGGCAUGGCGGUGGUUAUGGAGGUGGAUUUGGUGGUGGACAUGACAUAGGAAGUCAUGGAGGUGGAUUUGGAGGUGGACAUGACUCAGGAAGCCAUGGGGGCGGAAUUAGCGGUGGCCAUGACAUCGGAGGACAUGGGGGUGGAUUCAGUGGUGGCUAUGACAUCGGAAGCCAUGGGGGCGGAUUUGGAGGUGGCCAUGAUAUCGGAGGCCAUGGGGGAGGAUUUGGAGGUGGCCAUGAUAUCGGAGGCCAUGGGGGAGGAUUUGGAGGUGGUCAUGAUAUCGGAGGUAAUGUAGGCGGAUUUGGAGGUGGCCAUGAUAUCGGAGGGCAUGGGGGUGGAUUUGGAGGUGGCCAUGCUAUCGGAGGGCAUGGGGGUGGAUUUGGAGGUGGACAUGAUAUCGGAGGGCAUGGGGGUGGAUUUGGAGGUGGCCAUGAUAUCGGAGGGCAUGGAGGUGGUUUUGGAGGUGGCCAUGACUUAGGGGGCCAUGGAGGUGGAUUAGAUAUUGGAGGCCAUAGUGGUGGUUUUGGAGGUGGAUACGGAGGUGGAAAUGAUAUCGGAGGUCAUGGAGGAUUCGGAGGCUCUGGUCAUGGUCAUGGAGGUUUUGGCGGACAAGGUGGUUAUGGUGGUGGCAUCGGGCACGGCGGAGGGGGAUUUGGAGGUGAUCACGGCCACGGUGGCAUAGACAUCGGACAUGGCCAUGAUUCCCACAGUGGUGGACAUUCAGGAGGUCAUGGAAGCCAAGACAGUUACACACUCGCUUUAUCCAGCCACGGUUCUGGAGGACUCGGUGACUUUGGGGGCCACGACAGUUACUCCGGUAGUCACGGAGGCGACAGUUAUAGCGUAGGCGGAGGUCAUGGGGGACUUGGAGGGCAUGGCGAUAGUUACAGUUUGGGUGGGGGAGGCCAUGGAUCAGGCAGUUUCGGGGACAGCUACACAAAUGCGAUAAGCGCAGGACACGGUGGUGGACCCUAUCAUAAGAAAUAAUCUCCACCGCAUUCCAACUAAGUCAUAGCUCCAUCAUGCGGUGAGGUCGAACCAGUAUUAAAAUACAAUUUGUUAUAGUGUAAAUAAUAAUAUAUUAUUAUUAAGUUAUUGUUUUGUUAAUGUUUUGAAGUAAA